AUGGAGUUUAGGGAAACGAUUAGGCAGCAGCUUCAGUACGGUGAAGCAACGCCGCUCGUUAUGAGUUCCUCGAUCGCUGCAGGAUCCCAGAAUGGGGGCAUUGGUGCACGCCUUCUUCGAUCAGACUCGCGGCAGGUUCGAACGCAUGUUCACGAGCGUGUGCGGACGGACCUGAUGCCGUGGACACGCAAGCUCAGCUUCGCGGCCUCUUUCCUCGAAGUGCUGGUAGAAGCAGCUGUGCUGCUGUUGACUCGGAAUCAGCCCUGUGAUGCGCCGCUUAAGCUCUGGAUUGGUGUGCUCAUUGCGCUUCAGACGGCUUCGAUCGUUCUGCGGCUGCUCGGUUCCGUGUACAGUCGAGUGGCGCUGUUAGAGCUCCAGCCCGCCGGUUCGGAUGGCUCGGGCCUCAUCACGCAGGAGGUUUUCCGGUCCGGGCAGCGCGGCGACUUGACCGCACUGGCCGCAAGCUCUGACUUUGACGCCCCCGGCGCCACGUUUGCGGCAGAUGUGGAGGUACCGGCCUUUGCUGUGCAGCAGCCAACGCGCAUUUUACAUGCCCUGUACCUCGGUUGGAUUAUACUCGGCAGCAUCUGGCUCUCUGAGUCGCGAACUUGUCCGGGUACUGCACCGCUCCUUUUCCGCAUCUGCGUCAUUCUCGUUCUCGUGUACUUUGCUUUUCUGAUGCUGCCGCUGGUGCUGAUUACCCUCAUCAUUUGCUGUCUGCCGCUGUUUAUUCGCUUCCUGGUGAACUAUGCGGAGCGUCUUCGUCGUCAGGAGCGCGCUGCCGCACCGGAGAUUGUCGAGCAACUACCAGUUGUGCAGUUCGAUGCGAGUCAGUGCGAGGACUUUGGAUUCGAGGAAGACGGUGCGCCUAUAUGCACGAUUUGUCUCUCUCAGUACGAACCAGCGGAGGAGAUUCGCAAGCUACCGUGCGGUCACCAUUUUCAUCGCGCAUGCGUCGAUCAGUGGCUUCUCUUUUUUGACAAAAGUUGCCCACAGUGUCGGAGCGAUGUAGACGCUUCGCAGACGACCCGUCAUUGGCAGGGAAAUCAUCCGGAGCGAAUCAAUCCCGCGUCGUCCUCCGAAGAGGAAUACGUUUGA
This is a messenger RNA of Cyanidioschyzon merolae strain 10D, 1098 nucleotides long. Its product is annotated as ring finger protein. Gene Ontology annotation, molecular function: zinc ion binding. The transcript has a single exon. Lineage: Eukaryota; Rhodophyta; Bangiophyceae; Cyanidiales; Cyanidiaceae. Bases 1 to 1098 code for a protein of 365 amino acids. The record is from RefSeq and is a predicted model, not a curated record.